This is a messenger RNA of Marchantia polymorpha subsp. ruderalis, 1955 nucleotides long. The record is from the annotation of a GenBank genome assembly. NCBI's taxonomy places the organism in Eukaryota, Viridiplantae, Streptophyta, Marchantiopsida, Marchantiales, Marchantiaceae.
UCACCAUGUGACGCUUGUACACGUGGGGAGUUCGUCACCAGGGCACAGAUCAUCGGAUUGGCGACAUUUCGCUUGCGCCAAUGCGUAUCGAUCCCUGACUCAGAAUUGAAUCGGACCAUUGGCCCGGAGGCUAAGCGCUCGAAACUUUGGAAGAGCCUCGGAGCCGUGAAGAUUGUAGACUAUACCACAUGUCGAGUUUGUGGGCAAAGUGCUCCCGCGGUAACAUUAUCCGCAUGCAGUGGAUUUCCAAUUCCUCUCAUGGCUUCAAAACUUUCUGCAGAGCUCCUUUCUCAGAUCGCAUAUAUACUCCCAAUGCAGGAGCUGUCGAGAGGCGGAGACGAGAGGAGAGUGUAGUUUGGUCACAGACGGUCGUGCGAGUUGAUCAGUUGCAAGGCUGCAAUGGCGAGGAGGAGUCUAGACCAGCGCCAGAGACUGAGCUACGAUGAAGUCCAUACCAUGUUCCUCGACAGAAUGGGUGAAAUUACAGAGACAGGAGCCGAAUGGGUGGCUUGUAAUGUCGACAAGAGGAUGCUCGUCCUCAACAGAUUGAAGACGAGGUUGGUCAACACCUUAGAUACGAGAAUUGAUGCAGGCCUGGCGCGAACCGGGCUCUCCUCUUCUCAUCGACAGCGCGGAGUGAAGCAUUACUCGCCAUUUGCGCGAGUAGCUGACGUCUUCGAUGCCGACACAAAGGAAAAGCUUGAAAAAGCCAAAGAGGAGGUUGUCGACACAGCUAAAGAUUACCGAGUUCCUGUGCCGGCAGCAAAUUUGCCAUAUAUUGGUUACGUGCACAGUCUGACCAUCAAGCAGCUUCUGUGCGGAGUGAUUGCCGGUGCUGUGGCGUCGACAGUGGUCGUCCCUUUCGACGUUCUACAGAGCAAAGUCAUUGCUGGGCAGGGAGGGCGAAGUUUGGGACAAGUUGUGAGCACUGUUGCCCGAGAAGAAGGGCUGCAAUCUUUGAUGAAGGGAAGCUUGAAUUUCAACAUUAUCAAGAAUGGCAUAGAGAAAGGCCUGCAGUUCACCAUUUUCGAGGCUGUGAAAAGGAAUCAGCAGAGGAAGAAGGGCAAGCAGCCCAAAGUGCUCCCGAUUCCUAGAGCAAUACCGCUCUCCACAGCAGGAGGCGCCGCUGCCGGGUUCAUAGGCACCUUGCUCAGCUACCCUCUUCAACCUGUUUUCUCCAGAUGCCUUCUCCAGCCCGAGAAGUACAACUCCAUGAUUGGAACAUUGAAGACCAUUGUGAAGAACGAAGGAGGCAUACGUGAGUUGUAUCGGGGUAUUGUUCCUGCACUCAUGAGCAUGGUCCCAAGUGCAGCCAUCAGUUUCUACACCUACGAGACCUUGAAGAAUAAGUACGUGGCGGCUGAACAUUUACAAAAUCCUCAAGCCCUAGCAUCUCUGAUAAUCGGAGGAAUCGCUGGUGCAGUGUCGAGUACCAUCACAUUUCCUCUAGAAGAGGCCCGCAGGCAAAUAGUUUACAGCACGUUAUCGAAGGAGGCAGUAAAUAUUGGCAAUGUUCAUUACAAUAACACCUGGCAGGCAUUGCAAGGUAUUGUGAAGAGGGAUGGUUUCCGAGGACUGUACCGUGGCUUGACACCCACCAUUCUUCAGAUCGUUCCCAUGACCGCCAUCACGUUCAUGGUUUAUGAGUUUGCGAAGAGGGCUCUGAUCGCACAGGGCGAAGAAAGUCCUCAUGAAGUCUUAGAUGCCAGCGAUCUUCCUCCGGAGGAACAAUCGAAAAUGCCUUAGUUUUCUUUCCUAGACUUUAGCACUCAAAGUUUGUCCGUGUAGUAUACCUGUACAUUAGAUCGUCACGCAACGACUAGGACUUGUCUAAAGUUGCGUUUGUACCAUACUUGUACACUAGGAUGGAGUAGCUGUAUGAUCAAAGUCUUUCAAUGAGAAAUGUGCAUCCAUCUGCGUUUUUCUCCUUACUUACCUUAAUGUCGAAUACACGA